Anguilla rostrata (American eel) is the source of this 4694-nucleotide messenger RNA. RefSeq names its product microtubule-associated protein 1S-like. Gene Ontology annotation, biological process: regulation of microtubule depolymerization; dendrite development; microtubule cytoskeleton organization. Gene Ontology annotation, cellular component: microtubule associated complex; microtubule; synapse. Gene Ontology annotation, molecular function: microtubule binding; actin binding. The record is from RefSeq and is a predicted model, not a curated record. NCBI's taxonomy places the organism in Eukaryota, Metazoa, Chordata, Actinopteri, Anguilliformes, Anguillidae.
AUGUACUGUUUUUUUUGCUAUUAUUUAUGGUUUUUAUUGAUACCUGGCCCAUGAUGAUUAAUUAAUGUAUAAAUAGGAUAAUUUACUUCAUAAAUAUGACGCUGAAUUAUGAAUUUAAGAAACAAUUGUGGUGGUGAAGUAAAUGUUUGUUACUGCUGUGAAAUCGGGCUGUGCCCCGUUGCACGGGUUCCUGGAGCUGACCCAUGUUUGGGGGCGUGCCCGACAGAAGGGUCUGCUGCUGUUGCCAUGGCAGCCGGCUAGCUCAGCGUGUCCGCGGUCUGCAGGAAGGGAGGCGGUGAUUGUGCACACGCUGCGCACUGUGCGAACACACACACACGCACACACACACACACACACACACGCACACGCACACACACACACACACACGCACACACACACACGCUGGCUCGCACAGAGUCAACACGAAGGAGACGUCUACAGUCCCACAGUGCGAAGAGACAGCGGCAUCAACCAGACCUGGACACCGUCACAGUAUAGAGAGCAGCUGAGCUCGAACGGCAGAUCAGCUGAGCUGUGUGCCCCGCCCCGCCCCGCCCCAGAGAUGGAGGCACCCCAGAGCUCCGCCCCCUCGCCCCCCUCCCCCUUUGACCUCCUGGAGCCGCCGGGAGUGGCUGGCUUCCUCAGGCUGUCCCGCCCCUGCUGCUAUGUGUUCCCUGGGGGGCGGGGCGACUCCGCCUUCUUCGCGGUGGACGGGUUCACCGUGCUGGUGGACGGGGGGUCGGAGCCCCGCCCCUGCUUCUGGAAGCUGGCGCGGCGCCUGGACCGCGUCGACGCCCUGCUGCUCACCCAGGCGGGCGGGGCCAGUCUGGCGGGCGUGGCCAGCCUGCUGCGCCGAAAGGUGGCGGAGCUGGAGCUGGAGGAGGAGAGGGUGGGGCCCGGGGGCGGGGCCACAGCAGACCACGCCCACGACCAGCGCUUGGUCUCCCCUGAGAUUGGCGUGGUCUUCCUCAACGCCCCCCAAGGGAGCCCGCAGACCUGGCACGGCGGGUUGGAGGAGGGGGCCGGCGACCUGGCAGUGAUCCUGCGCUGCCUGGAGAGGCUGAACAUGGCGGCAGAGCCCCUCAGCCGCGCCCCCGGCCCCCACGCCCAGCCAAUCACGCUCUUCCACAAGUUCGGCGUGGGCCGGCUGGAGCUGUACGUGCUGAGCCCAGCGAGGGGCGGCCGGGAGCCGGACGGGGCGUGGCGGGUCUGGCCCGGGGGGGCGCCCGGGGGGGUCGACUCCUCCAGGGGCCCGUCGGACGCCCCCCCGUCCUGCCUGACGUCCAUCUGCGCCCUGCUGGUGUGGCGUCCCGCCGACACACACGAGCGGGUCGUCCGGGUCCUGUUCCCCGGCCGCGCCCCGCAGACCCGGAUCCUGGAGGGGCUGGAGAAGCUGAAGCACCUGGACUUCCUCCGCAGCCCCGCCCGCCCGCAGCGUUCCGAGGGGGGGCCCAAACGGGAGCCGGGGCCCAGGCCGGGAGGGAAGCGGUGCAGGCUGGCCAGCGCCCCCCCGGCAGAGAGAGAGGGAGACGGGAAAAAGAGAGACCCCCCUCAAAAAAAUGGCCGGGCCAAAGCUGCAGCAGAUAUGGGUGCCAAGGGCAACAGAGAAGGAGGGAGUGGAGUCAAGACCGGGGGCAGGGCCAGGGGAGCCGACCCCAAAACGCCCAGGUCCCCAAACCAGGCUGGGACACAGGAGCAGAAUACCGCGCAGAAGGACCCCUCCACUGCCAAACUGCAGAAAGACUUAAAAUGGGAGGUGAAGCGGGAGGUGCGGGCGGAGGAGAACAGACAGACCGGGGUCCCAGGACGGGGGGUCAGGAGGGCCCCCUCAGGACCCACUCUCCAGGGGAGGACUGAGAGGGGGAGAAAGGAUGGGGUGAUCCUUAGGAGAGAGGCGGGGAACAGGGGGAUGAAAUGGAAGAGAAGCUCCAAGGAGUCCGGUGCCUCUGAUGGAGCUGGAAUCGAGCAGCGGUCAAAUGAGCAGCGGUCAAAUGAGCAGCAGUCAAACGAGCAGCAAUCAAACGAGCAUCAGUCAGACAAGGAGCAAUCAAACGAGCAUCAGUCAAACGAGGAGCAGUCAAACGAGGAGCAGUCAAACGAGCAGCAGUCAAACGAGGAGCAAUCAAACGAGCAUCAGUCAAACGAGGAGCAGUCAAACGAGCAGCACUCAAAUGAGCAGCAGUCAAACGAGCAGCAGUCAAAAGAGCAGCAGUCAAACGAGCAGCAAUCAGACGAGCAGCAUUCAAAGAAGCAGCAGUCAAACGAGCAUCAGUCAAACGAGCAGCAGGAUGGAGCAGGAGCAGAACAGGAGGAUUUGGGGAAGUCCUCAGAGUCUCCGGUCUUCAGGACCCCCAGGGGGGUUGCGACCUUUGACCUCACCCCCACUGAGUACAGGCUGUUGGACGGGGCCUAUACGGAGGGGUCCCUGAGGGUGGGGCCAGAAUUCAGCCGUCCUGUGGGGUUCCCCAGAGGUAGCCUAGCAACUAACCCUGGCCCCUCCCCCCAGGAGAAACGCUCCAGCUUCCUGUUGCUCAGUCCACUCCGGGACCUGUUCUCCGAAACCUGUACCUACUCUGCCCCCCACCCCACCCCUUCCCUGCCCGCUGAGCUGGGCUCCCCACAGUCCACUGAGGUAGACGAGUCCCUGUCUGUCUCUCUGGAGCAGGGCCCCCCGCCCUUCUGCCCAUCUCCCAACGGACACGCCCCCAGCCACACCGCAAACCACACCCCCAACCCCAGGCAGGAGCUGUCCCUGCCCUUGAGGGUAUCCCAAACCGCCAGGCCCCUCCCCCUCGCGGCCACGCCCUACACCGUGGACCUGUGCCUGGUCUCCCCUUGUGAGUACAAGCAUUUCCAAGUCCCACAGUCCCAGAAUGCAUCACUGCCGUCUGGCCCCUACCCACACGACCACGACCACAGCGACUCCGCCCCCGGAGAGCUGGCCAAUCCCCACACAGAGCCCGGCCCGGACACGCCCCCAGGGACUGAGGACUGCCCCUCCUCCGUCGCGGCCGCCGACGGGCUGGACUCCGACGAGGACUUCCCGUCCUGCAGCCCCCCCGCCUCCUGCUCCGCCCCCCUGGGGCUGUUUCCCGGCGACCCUCCCCCUGCCCCCGUGAGGGAUAUGCCCCCUGUGCCCCCCCCACCAGGGGCCUGCAUGGUGGACGCCAAAACCCAGCCCAGGAGCACCCGCAGCACCGCCGCACUCGCCCCCCCGGGCCGGACCCCCCUCAGAACCAGGCCGGGGGGGGACACGCCCUCCGCCCACCCCAGCCACAGAGUGCCCACCUCCAGGCCUGGAGCAGCAGGCUCUGCGGGGAGCAAGGCGGGAGCUGUGGGCGGGGCCUGGAUAUGCGUGGACAUGGCGUACGUCCCCUCAGGCCCCGCCUCCUCCGCGGUGGACGCCGAGUUCUUCCGCCGCGUGCGCUCCUCCUAUUACGUCAUCAGUGGGGCGGAGCCUGGAGAGGGGGCGGAGCCUGGACAGGGGGCAGGGCCGAGAGAGGGGGCGGAGCCUGGACAGGGGGCGGUCCUGAGGUCCAUCCUUGAUGCCCUGCUGGAGGGGAAGGCUCGCUGGCCCGGCAGGCCACAGGUGACCAUAAUCCCCACUUUCAACUCACCUGUGAUCCAGGAGUGGUACCGGGAAACGCGAGAGCGACAGGAGGGACUGGACAUCACGGUUUUGGGCUGCAACAGCACAGUCGCCAUGCAGGACGAGGUCUUCCCCGCCUGCAAGCUGGAGUUCUGAGAGAGAGAGAGGGAGAGAAAGAGAAAGAGAAAGAGGGAGGGAAAUGGAGAGGAGGAGAGGCAGAGACAGAGAGAGAGACAGAGGGGAAGAGAGAAUGUUUAAAAACAAAAACACUCACUGCUUACUGCAAUUUGUUCAUUUGGACUUUUUGUCGCUGAUUGUUAACACGCUUAUUUUGCUGUGGGUUAUUCCUCAAGAACUGAACUUUGGUAAAGUUGUUUCGAAAAUACUUCUUCAUUCCUGAGGAAGCUCUUGUGGCCAUACCUCAUUUACUCUCGCUUUUCAGAUUUAACUCCAGUCCUGGUGGGCCAUGGCGUCUGCAGGUUUAACUCCAGUCCUGGAGGGCCACAGUGUGUGCAGGUUUAACUCCAGUCCUGGAGGGCUGCAGUGUCUGCAGGUUUAACUCCAGUCCUGGAGGGCCGCAGUGUCUGCAGGUUUAACUCCAGUCCUGGCAGGCCACAGUGUCUGCGGGUUUAACUCCAUCCUGGAGGGGCCACAGUGUCUGCGGGUUUAACUCCAGUCCUGGAGGGGCUGCAGUGUCUGCAGACUUAACUCCAGUCCUGGAGGGUCGCAGUGUCUGCAGAUUUAACUCCAGUCCUGGAGGGCCGCAGUUCACCCUGGAAAGUCCGGUCCAAGAAAAUAAUGAAAUGUAAAACACUGGCUACAAGGGUAACCGUGAUUAUGGAAUAGAGUAUGACUCGUAAGGACGGCUGUAAGUUAUAAGUUCUCACGUCAUUUUACUCGGUACAAUCAAUGUAUCAGACGACAGUUCAUAAAUACUGUGCAUGCGUAAUGUUGGAUGUAUCUGAAUAGUCCCGUCAUUUGCAGAAGUCUGUACAAAAAAGAAAGGAAAAAACGUUUGAACGCAGUUUAUAUCGAAACUCAAAGCGAAGCCGUAUUUGUUUCACCACCCGGAUAGCACGCACAUCGGAUUCAUCGUCAACAACAG